Messenger RNA from Lactuca virosa, 1695 nucleotides. The record is from the annotation of a GenBank genome assembly. Lineage: Eukaryota; Viridiplantae; Streptophyta; Magnoliopsida; Asterales; Asteraceae.
CGAUAACCCAAAAGAAGUGCCCCAUGUCGAUGAUAAUGACGUUUGAUUUAUCUUGCUGGUUAUCUAUUAAAAGAAACUUAAAAAUCGGCAAUUGUUUUAUCAAAAAAAUAAAUCCCCCCAUUUAUGUAUGCAUCCUUUGAUCGACCUAUACAGAAACACCAUGAAUAAUUGCGUAAAAUAAGAGGUUCCUAAACAGGAGAGAUGAUAAAAAGAAAAAUAAAGAUGCAUGGAUCGAAAGAAUGGCAAAAUUACGGUCAUUUUGGUUGUAUCUUCAAUGACCGUAUUCUUUUGCCAACGAUCAUCAUUGUAAGAUCAUUUUUGGCAUGCAUUCACCUUCAAAUCUUCAUCCAGAUAGAACGAUCAUCAUCUUUUUACCACAACAAAACAAAUUUCGUCACUAAAAGAGUCUAAAUAAUUUAUUAAUAUCUCAAUCAUGACCUAGCUAGGGUCCAUCGUAUCAAUAUGUUCUUUUACAAAUUCAAACUUAAUCUUUUUGAUUUUUUGUGAAACUUUCCCGUCUUGUUAGUUUCAUCUAUACGAAAUAUGGGUGCGUGUUGUACAUGCCAAACGGGCUUGAGAUACCGAUCGGCACCCAUGGAUGACCAUCAUGCCAAACCAAAGGACAUCGAACCCGAGGAUAGCAACCAAGUUAUAGCCAUUGGCGAUUGUGGGGCUCGUAUAAGGUUACAAGGGUCUACAAAGUUUAUAUCCAUGUUCACUCGACAAGGACGAAAAGGGGUCAAUCAAGACGCGAUGACAGUUUGGGAAAACUUUGGUGGCAAAAGGGAUAUGGUCUAUUGCGGUGUAUUUGAUGGACAUGGUCCAUUUGGUCACAAAGUAUCGUGUUAUGUACGCAAUACUUUGCCAUCAAAACUCUCAUGGCUAUUUAGAGAUUCCGAUAUUCAUGGAAAAACUUGUUCCCAUCAUGGUCAUGGUUCUAAGAAAAAGGUGAUAAAUAUAGACGAUAGUAAAGAUCCCGUUCUUUCUUCGUGGAAAAAGAGCAUUGUUGAAUCGUUCAAAGAAAUGGAUGAAGAUCUUGAAGCAAAUAAGAGCAUAGAUAGCUACGGUAGCGGCUCUACAUCGGUAUCUGUAAUUAAACAGGGCAAUAACUUGAUAAUCACAAACUUAGGAGAUUCUCGAGCACUCCUUUGCACAAGAAAUGGGAAUCAACUUCACACAUUCCAACUAACGGUUGACUUAAAACCUAACACUAAAGGCGAAUACGAAAGAAUAAAGAGUUGUGGUGGGAGAGUACAAGCAAUGGAACAUUAUGGACUUAUAUGUAUUCCAAAUAUAUACUACCAUAAACUAACGGACAAAGAUGAAUUUGUGGUAUUAGCGACGGAUGGAGUGUGGGAUGUGCUCACAAACAACGAGGUGGUAAAAAUAGUCGGAUCUGUAAGGAACCGAUCAAUGGCGGCAAGAUUUCUAAUAGAUAACGCGAUGCGAGCUUGGCGACACAAGUAUCCAUCUUCAAAAACCGACGAUUGUUCGGAGAUAAAAGUUCGAGAAAGGCAACCAAGAAAGCACAACUUCUCAAGUGAAGGGCAUGUGAAAGAUCGAUUGAUGGACUCAGAUGAAGAACAAAGUGGAUUUCGAUGUGUAUACAUAGGAAUUUCACGUCGAUUUCACUUUAAUAUAAACUCGGAGUUAACGGUUUUCACGAGAGAAGUUCACUCAUAUCAUGAUCCUUAA